AUGCCACUUGCUGACAUUGAUAAAGAUGAGCUCAUGCAAAUGACGAUGAUGAAGGAUGCCUGCGUUGGCAUUGAAAUGAAAAAUAGAAUGGAAAUAGAAAUAAAGCUAAAUUAUGUUUUUUUGAUUUUAACUAUAACUAGUUUACAAAGUAAACUCACUUUGCAGGCUUCGUUACCGUCAGAUAAGCACUAUAUUGCAGGCGUUGUGGAAUUUAGGCCAGCAUCAUACCAAGCGGAUACUACAUUACCCAAAAUAGAGGAGAAUCUCAACAGUUAUAUCAGCAUAGUCUCUUCGGAUGCUGCAGUUUCCACAGAUAUAAUUAUUUUUCCGGAAAGUACGCUUAAUAGCGAUGAUGAAGCAAUUUUUAUUCCCGACCCCUCAUUAGAGGCAAAUGCACUUUGUGAUCUAUUACAACCAAAUAUUUAUCACACUUUGUUGGUGCAAUUGUCGUGUGCAGCUAAGAAAUAUCAAAAAUAUUUACUAAUUAAUUUGACGGAAAAAGAGAACUGUACAACUGUACCGGAAGAUACACGCCCCUGUAGCAGUAAUGGUAUAAAUAUAUUUAAUACAAAUGUUGUGUUUGAUCGUAGUGGAGUGAUCAUAUCGCGCUAUCGUAAAGUACAUCUCUAUGGAGAAAAAAAGAAUACGACUUUUAUACCAGAAUAUGGAGUUUUUGAUACAGACUUUGGUGUACGUUUCGGACACUUCAUAUGCUUUGAUAUAUUAUUUUACUCACCAGCACAGGAAUUGGUUGAUAAAUAUGAUGUAACGGACUUCAUUUUUUCUACCAUGUGGUUCUCACAGCUACCAUUUUUGACCGCUGUGCAAAUACAAUCCGCUUGGUCCUAUGGCAACAAUGUUAACCUAUUGGCAGCCGGCGCUAGCUAUCCACCGGUGGGCACAACUGGUACUGGCAUCUAUGCCGGACGACAAGGUGCUUUGGUGGCGAAAAUGAGUACUGGUUUUGGUGAACGAACUUUAUAUGUCGCAAAUAUAACCAAAAAGGAUUUCUCACGAAGACUACAUAAACGUGAAACUGUGCCAAAACUACUGAACAAUCCGGUUAAUAACAAUCGCUUAAACCAAAAUGAUAUAUUUCUCAAACGCGAUUAUUUGGACGCAUAUGAAAGUGUGAUAUUGGAUCUUAGUCAGGAUAUUUACGCUAAUCGUAUACUAUGUUAUAACGAAACAUUUUGCUGUAAUUUUGAUUUGAGCUGGAAGAAGUUGAACUCCACUGCUAAUUCUACAUACUAUACAUAUCGUUUGGGUGUUUUCGAUGGUCUACGCAAUCCAGUUGCUGCGGAGUUAAAUAAUAUGAAAAAUUGUGCAUUAUUUUCUUGCAUAGGUGAAGAUAUAGCUGACUGUGGUAAGAUCUUUCCAGCUGAUGUUGAAAACAUUGAACCACAAUAUGCUUUCGAACGCAUUGUGAUUGAGGCAAAAUUUCCUACAUCUGAAAAACUCUUGAUAAUGCCAAAUAGUUUGAAAGAGGAUUUAUUACCUGUACCUGUCAACAACUUUGUGUGGAAUCACGGAAGCGAUAAUGAAUUGCACUAUAUACGAUUAAUGCUCAACACUACAACGGAUAAUUUACUUACAUUUGCUGCUUACGCGAAUUAUUUUGACGAAAAUAAAUGGAAGAAAGAUAGUGGAUCUAUUGUUGCUGUGUCUUACUUUCUACUAUUCCUUUUCUUACGUUAUCUGCGAUUGCAUUACUUUUUUGCUGAAACCCAAACAAAUUUUCCCAAAUUUUCCCAAUUUUUUACAAAUAAUCCAUGGCAAGGUCGACUUGCAUUGCCUCAACCGUAUCAGUGA
Messenger RNA from Teleopsis dalmanni, 1812 nucleotides. RefSeq names its product vanin-like protein 1. The coding region runs from base 1 to 1812 and encodes 603 amino acids. Gene Ontology annotation, molecular function: hydrolase activity, acting on carbon-nitrogen (but not peptide) bonds, in linear amides. NCBI's taxonomy places the organism in Eukaryota, Metazoa, Arthropoda, Insecta, Diptera, Diopsidae. The transcript is spliced from 6 exons. The record is from RefSeq and is a predicted model, not a curated record.